Molecule: messenger RNA, 1641 nt
Organism: Penicillium waksmanii
Lineage: Eukaryota; Fungi; Ascomycota; Eurotiomycetes; Eurotiales; Aspergillaceae
Product: F-box protein
Exons: 1
Coding region: 1-1641 (546 amino acids)
Molecular function (GO): protein binding
Source: RefSeq, a predicted model, not a curated record
AUGGCACCCAAUAUUGUUGCAUCGAUAUCCAACCUACCGCCCGAAAUUUUGACCCCGAUCUUCCAACUCUUGGACCCAGCCAGCCUAAUAUCGCUCAGCCAAACAAAUGUCCAUUUGCGACGUGUCAUUCAACCAACGAAGCUGGAUUUAUGCGAGCGGCUGUUGUUCUUCGAAUCCACACAACAAGGAGGGAACACUGUACCGGUAUACGACUCAAGGACCAACACAAUCUACCCUGAGUGCUCCAAUAAAACUGAAUGGAAAUCGAUGUUAUGGGCCUGUGGCGACUGUCUCCGCAUGUUGCCUCAUACUGCGUUUGACAACCAUCGUAUUUUCGGGCUAAGCUACCGAAAACCUAUCCCUGGCUCGCCUAUGGUCACCAGAUUUACGAGUUGGGAACCGACGAGCAUAGGACGAGACCUUACUGCAGAUGAAGCUUGGCGCCUAAGACACCCUGGCAUCGAGAAUAAGAUUGAGGUAUUCCAAAAGAGAUACAGACUUGCUAUAACUUAUAUAAAUAAGUAUAUAAGCUGGGGUGAGCGACAAGCUCGAUUAGCCCAAUUUCAAGCAUGCGGAAUGGCCGCCUUUGCGGAGAUGUCGAUCGAAGACUUUGAUGAUUUAUCAAAGGACGAAAGAGACGAUUUGUUAAGCCAAGAAGCAUGUCUCAUCGAAUUUACGCAUUGUGGUCUUAUGCGUCACCGACGCAAAUGCAAUGAAUGCCGGUAUCAACAAGGCGACCUUAAUACUCGACCCCCAUGUAUGGGCUCUCCCAAAACCCCCGCCGUUCGAAGUCGCCUUCUACGGUGCGAAUCUAGAGCCGACAGAUAUCUUCCAGGACUAGCGAGAUGUCUGGUUAUCAAGAAUCAAUCGUUAGAUCAACCAAGUUUUGCUGUCUCGCCGGGUGAUACCGAUGAUGAACACUCAUAUUUGACAACGUACAUGAUUCGAUGCCCGGGCUGCUCGACAUGGAAAGAGUUACAUUCAUUCCGGCCUGGGAAGGAUUGGCAACGCGACUAUCAGCGUAAUCCUUCUGUGCAUUGCACAGAUAUGACAGAUGAAGAAAUAGGUCCACAGGAAACAAAUAAUCAAGAGGAGCUUCAGAAGUGGAACCACACCUCGGAAGACCAAGAGAUGUUUGACGAUAUGCGCUGCAACAACUGCUUUGUACAAGCCUAUGGUCGACAGGAACUCGGAAAGCUCUACAUCCCUUUGCUCGAAAAUUAUAUUGGGCGGCAGAAGAAAAGGUUGGUUGCGGGCAUAUAUGAGAAAUUGAGCAACCUUUCGGAAAUAUACUUAUGUCCUUCUAAAUGGAGGAAUGAGGCAUAUAACAUAAGUUGUGGAUAUCAUGGGAUAAUCGGAUCCAGUGAAUCUAGCGAUGAGUUUUUUUCGACGGGGAUGCUAUCUUGUUACAAGGCCAUGAUCAAAUUUUUGACUCGCACGAAAAAUGGGGGGAAGAAAAAUAAUUGUCGCAAUUGGCAUGGUAUGGAGGGUCAGGUGGACGGCAUGCGAAAGGAUUAUGAACAGAGGAUGGCGCAGUUGGAAUGGAUCAAAGACAUUCUUCUUCAAGUGAAAGAGCCGGGUGCCAUUGAGAAGACGGUUGAGUGGGCUCUAGGUAAUACUACUAGACUUCUAUACUUCUAG